This is a messenger RNA of Polypterus senegalus (gray bichir), 1098 nucleotides long. It is a transcript of the gene sdhc, whose product is annotated as succinate dehydrogenase complex, subunit C, integral membrane protein. Gene Ontology annotation, molecular function: electron transfer activity; succinate dehydrogenase activity. The record is from RefSeq and is a predicted model, not a curated record. NCBI's taxonomy places the organism in Eukaryota, Metazoa, Chordata, Cladistia, Polypteriformes, Polypteridae. Gene Ontology annotation, biological process: tricarboxylic acid cycle; mitochondrial electron transport, succinate to ubiquinone. Gene Ontology annotation, cellular component: membrane. Bases 81 to 593 code for a protein of 170 amino acids. The transcript is spliced from 6 exons.
CAACGUUUGCGUCCAGUGUGUCACGUGAUGUGAAGGGGCGGACGCGGAAGUGGGAAGCCGAAGGGACAGGACAGGACAACAUGGCGUUAUUGUUGAGGUCACUGGCUCGUGGCAGACAUAUUGUUUCAGCUCAUCAUCCAACUUGUAUACUUUAUAGACAUGCAGUACCAAUGGGAACAAGUGCCAAAGAUGAGAUGCAGAAGUUUUGGGACAAGAACACUCAACUGAAGCGGCCACUAUCUCCCCAUAUUACCAUUUAUGGGUGGUCAGUUCCUAUGCUGAUGUCGAUUUCUCACCGUGGGACAGGCAUUGCCUUGAGUUCAGGAAUCUCACUGUUUGCCCUUUCUGCACUGUUCCUUCCUGGUGACUUUUCUUCUCACCUUGACCUGAUUCGAUCCUUGUCUCUUGGACCUGUUCUUCUCUCCGCUGCAAAGUUUACCCUGGCUUUCCCAUUUACCUAUCAUUCAUAUAAUGGAGUGCGACAUUUGAUGUGGGAUGCAGGGAAAGGAUUCGGCAUAGCAGAUGUUUAUCGUUCUGGCUACACUGUCCUUGCCAUGUCCUUUUUGACAGCAGCAGUGCUUGCUGUGCUGUAGAUAGAUUCAGGAAGAGACAGAGCAUUCAAAUAUGAUUCAGCACAUGCUGCCUUUUUGCCCUCUUGGUAUACAUGGAAAAAUACACCUUGGGGAGGACAGAUGGAUAUCAUCACAUUAGUAAAUUCUGAUGGAUUUCUGCUGUUGUUUGCAGUGCGUGAAAAGCAUACCAGGUUGUUGCUUAGUUUAGUUGGUUUAGGCAAUGUUCAAACAUCAUGUGACAACAGCAUGUUAUAGAAGUGAAUUAAUCUCUUCUUUCAUAUGGUUGUCUCCUUAGUCCUGUAGUAUAUUAAGUAUACAUGUUGGAUAAUCUGUUGACGAUGAUAAUAGACAGUAAUAGCCAUGGCUAAAGAUAUUCCUGAUUUGGGUGUGCUCAAGUUUCUGCUGUUUAAACAUCAACAGCAUUUACCAAGGCAGUGUCUGAAAAGCAGCAGCUCAUAUAUUUUGCUCCAAUUCUAUAUUCUAAUUCUCUUCUAAACUUUUUUUUAAUCUCUCUCCUGCACAGAUU